Molecule: messenger RNA, 497 nt
Organism: Caenorhabditis auriculariae
Lineage: Eukaryota; Metazoa; Nematoda; Chromadorea; Rhabditida; Rhabditidae
Source: the annotation of a GenBank genome assembly
AUGGAAUCGUUUGAAUUGAACUUUCAAACGACAGAGGAAAGGAAAGUUGAAGAAGAACUGCGUCAUGCUCGAUAUGAAGCCGGAGAAGAACUAGAUUCUUCAAAACUCGCCAAGGUUGGCCCUCAGGAUUGAUUUUCGAAUUUCUUUUUUUAAAAUUUCAGUUGCGCAAGCAGCGUAAAAAUGACAUACCCGACGUAAAGACGAUCGAAGGAGAGAGCUUUCAUACCGUCUCAGAAACUUCUCAAUCGGAGUUAUUUUAUUUUUUAUAAACUUUUCAAAAAUAUUAAUAGUUAAGAUGGCUUGAUGAGCUCGGCAAGAAUGACGACGGCUGUUACUGGAAAAACCUCUUUAAGUCUUUGUCGCAUUACAAAGUGGGUUCACCAUAGCUUCAAAUCGGAAUUAUUCAAGUUUAGUAUCAAAUAAUGAUCAUCGCGUUGCUCGCCGGAUCAGUUACUUUCAUAGCAACAAGAAGACGUAGUCUCACUUCACGCAAAUGA